Messenger RNA from Andrographis paniculata, 635 nucleotides. RefSeq lists its product as uncharacterized. The coding region runs from base 129 to 548 and encodes 139 amino acids. NCBI's taxonomy places the organism in Eukaryota, Viridiplantae, Streptophyta, Magnoliopsida, Lamiales, Acanthaceae. The transcript is spliced from 6 exons. The record is from RefSeq and is a predicted model, not a curated record. Gene Ontology annotation, cellular component: histone acetyltransferase complex.
AUUUCUACAAAACGUCGUCGUUUGCGAUCCACAAUUACAGUUCCAGUUCGUGAUCGAAGGGUGCGACGGGGAAGAAGAAGCAAUACUGCAAUUGAUCGGCGUUGAAACGUGAUUCUUGGAACUUCGACAUGGAAUCGGAAGGGCAACGCACUGGUUCGAGUCCUACUGCAAUGCUCGGAGCUCUCUUGUGCAAAAGGUCGAGGCUACACGACGAACUCCGGAGCAUCGAAAAGCAGGUGUAUGAUAUGGAGACGAGUUAUUUACAGGAUCCAAGCCAAUGUGGCAAUGUCUUGAAAGGUUUUGAAGGGUUUUUGUCUUCUUCAAAGAGCACUACACUCUUGAAACGUUCGAGGAAGUUUCAGCUUGAAGACAGGCUCUUCUCUUUGUCGUCCGUCACCUCACCAGCCGCUGAGGAAAUUGUUAGAGACGGAGGUGUACCAGCCAAUGGACCUGGGAAACCGAAGAAGGGGAGAGCGCCAAGAGACGUGAAGCGAAGGCAGUCGGCCGAAGCUGACUUCGACUAUGAAGAUGAUCCUGAUUUGGUUUGAGCUACGUGUGUAUUCUGAUGCUUUUUUUUUUGUACCAUACAAUACACAGAUUGAUUUAUGAUCAGCCUAUAUGCUCACUCUUAUGUA